GGGAAGGAGGGGGGAGGGGCUUCUGCUCCUCCCCUCGAGGGGCGGGGCGGGGCGGCUGGCGCAUGCGCGGGGCGGGGCCAGCGCCGUGCGGGCGCGCGGCCGAAGCACCUGAGGCAGGAUGAAGGAGUGGUGGGUGCAGGUGGGGCUGCUGCUCGUCCCCCUCCUCGCCAUCUACCUGCACAUCCCACCCCCCAAGCUGUCCCCAGCUCUCCUCUCCUGGAGAUCCUCCGGCCGCUACUUCACCUACAAGGACCAGAACAUCUUCUACAGAGAUUCGACCGGUGCCGUUGGCAGCUCGGACAUCAUCAUCCUCCUGCAUGGCUUCCCAACCUCCAGCUACGACUGGUGCAAGAUCUGGGAAGGGCUGACCCAGCGGUUUCACCGGGUGAUUGCUCUGGAUUUUGUCGGGUUUGGUUUCAGUGACAAGCCUAGGCCCCAUCGCUACUCCAUCUUCGAGCAAGCCAGCAUCGUGGAGAGGCUGGUGCGUCACCUUGGCCUCCGUCGGCAGAGGAUUAACCUCCUGUCCCACGAUUACGGGGACACGGUCGCGCAGGAGCUGCUCCACAGGUAUGAACACAAUAAAACUGGAAGCAUCUUGAUCAACAGCCUCUGUUUAUCCAACGGAGGGAUCUUCCCCGAAACGCACUACCCCCGCUUCAUCCAGAAGCUCCUCAAGGAUGGAGGUUUGCUGUCUCCCGUCAUCAUGCGGCUGAUGAACUUCUUUUUCUUCUCCAGAGGGCUUGGAGCAGUUUUUGGGCCGUACACGCAGCCUUCGCAGGCAGAGUACUGGGAUAUGUGGACAGCGGUGCGGACUAACGAUGGCAACCUCGUUGUGGACAGUAUUUUGCAGUAUAUAAACCAGAGGAAGAAGCACAGAGAGCGCUGGGUUGGGGCUUUGAUGUCCACCUCUGUGCCACUGCAUCUCAUCUAUGGGCCCCUGGACCCUGUGAAUCCACAUCCAGAGUUUCUUCAGCUUUACAAGAAGGUGCUUCCCACGUCCACAGUGUCGGUGCUGGACGAUCACAUCAGCCACUAUCCACAGCUGGAGGAUCCCAUGGGCUUCCUGAACGCUUAUCUGAACUUCAUCAACUCCUUCUGAGCUGCUGCAGCUCAGUUCUCGCUCUCUGUUUAUGAGUCAGGCUUUGGUGGCAGGAAAAACCUUGUUUGUUUCUUUUUUUAAGUCUCCAAAUCCAACACUUUGCACUAACGCCCUAAUCUUUGGCUGCCAAACUGCUGCAUUUAUGCAGUUAAAUCCUUUAAGCCCCAGAAAAAGAUGAGUCUGCAGGGAAUCACAGACAAAACUGGCAACCUAAGUACAGUUACAGCAUGGUGAUGGCCUGUGCUCACCUUGCUAAGUCUGGCCUACCUCUGUAUUUAGGGCCAGGGAGGCUCCAGGGAGAACAGGUAGACAGGACCGCUAGAAGAACAUGGGUUGACACACAUAUUCCCAAAACGGAUAUUGGUCUUUGGAGUGGAUAUUGGUUUUUUGAGUUGCUGCACAAGCAGUUUAAAUUCUAUCCUUACACUAAAUACAGCAGGAGAGCUGGAUCUGGAAUCCCCCAAAGUAAAGGCAAUGAUGCUUUUAGGCACCAUAAUUGUUCUUGGAAAUCUCUUUUUAAUGACCAGUUACCCAAAAGGAAGCUCUAAAGCUCCAUUUUUUUUACAGUUCGACAAGCAGAGCCACUCACUGACACUACACCCUUGGGACUGGCUCAGAGCUUUCCUGAAGCUCAGCUUAACACUCGGUUCUACCAAAGCAGGCUUGGGCCUGUUUUACUAAAACAAGCUGAAUAUGCAAUACUGGCACUAGGAAAAGCCAAGGUGCUCUGAGCAUUAGCUGUUCCAGCCGCAGGGAUUGGGACACAUCUUUAAAUUAGCAUUGAAGUAAUAUUCCUUCCUUGCUCACCCUGACUUGAUGACUAAAGAAAACACCAGUUUAUCAGCACAGAGAUGCAGAAAUUCCCUGACACAAAAAUGACCGCGAGGUCCCUCCUUCCCGACUUUUUAUACAGGAUAUUACACAUUUUUGAGCCCAGAAGAGGCUGCACUGUUGUUUGGUAUUAGCUGACAUAAGGCUCAGAGAAUUGAAUAUGCCUCUCUCUUUGUACACUGAUUAUUUUCUGUGUGGAACAGAGGAGAUAAUCAUCAAGAAAUGGUAAAUGUACAGGUUUUGUGUGUUUUUGGACUACUUGGGUUUGAAAUUUAAUAGCAUCCCUUUAGGAAUAAGGGGAUUCUGCUGAGUAAACAGCCAUUAUGGGCUACUUUUUCUGUACUGACGAAAACAGAAUUAGAACAAGAAAUGUCUAUUUUAUUAACAGUAGUUCAUAUGAAUUCAAUCACUUGGACCAGUGUUUAUUUUCUGUUAAUAAAAAUCAGGUUGGACAAAA
Columba livia (rock pigeon) is the source of this 2387-nucleotide messenger RNA. RefSeq names its product mesoderm specific transcript (gene MEST). Gene Ontology annotation, biological process: acylglycerol catabolic process. The record is from RefSeq and is a predicted model, not a curated record. The transcript is spliced from 12 exons. Gene Ontology annotation, cellular component: mitochondrion. NCBI's taxonomy places the organism in Eukaryota, Metazoa, Chordata, Aves, Columbiformes, Columbidae. Gene Ontology annotation, molecular function: monoacylglycerol lipase activity. The coding region runs from base 119 to 1099 and encodes 326 amino acids.